ACAACUUCAAGUCAAGCAGGUAAAGCAACCAAAGAAAAUCUGUGAAACUAUCGCCACCUAGUCUGAGUUUCUGUCUGUGUGUGUCUGCUGAAGAUCUACGUCCUGCUGCUCUACAAUGCGGCACAUUCAUUCACUCCUCGCUGGAACAAACACACAAAUGUGGUACCUGUAUAUUCUCGGAUUGCUGCCUGCCUGGUGCGUCUAUCGCUGGUACAAGGAAAGGAAAACAGUGCCCAACAAGGAGGAUAAAUAUGUCUACAUCACUGGCUGUGACUCUGGGUUUGGUAACCUCCUGGCCAAACGCCUGGACACAAAUGGCUUCAGAGUGAUUGCAGGUUGUUACACUGAGAAAGGUGAAGAUGAGCUGAAGAAGGCUGCCUCCGACAGACUGGUGACCUUUCACCUCGAUGUAACCAACUCUGAGAGUGUCAGCAAAACAGCAGCUUCCAUCAAGACUCUGGUUGGACAGAAGGGCCUGUGGGCUGUGGUGAACAACGCUGGAGUUGCUUAUCCGUCUGCUCCCACCGACUGGCUCACCAUAGGCGACUACAAGGCCAUGCUAGCUGUCAAUCUGUGUGGUGUUAUAGACGUAACACUGAGCGUCCUCCCUCUCAUCAAGAAGGCCAAAGGCAGAGUGGUGAACGUAGCCAGUGUGUUUGGACGAGUCACCCCGUUUGGUGGACCUUACUGCGUCUCCAAGUAUGGAGUGGAGUCCUUCAACGACGGUCUGCGUUUAAACAUGAUAACAUUUGGAGUCAAGGUUGCAUGCAUUGAGCCGGGCUUCUUCAAAACAAAUGUGACUGACACGGUGGUGGCGACAGAUAGCCUGAGGAAGGUUUGGGCCAAAUUACCUCAGGGUGUGAAGGACGACUAUGGACCAGAUUUCUUGGAAGAUUCUUGUAAGAUGUUGGAAGACAGGUUUGGUUUGUUGACUGACACCAAUCUGAUGAAGGUGGUCGGCUGCAUGGAGCACGCCAUCUCUGCUGUUCAUCCUCGUACUCGCUACUCCGCCGGAUGGGACGCAAAGUUCUUCUGGUUGCCUUCAGCAUACAUUCCAACCUUCAUCGCAGAUAGACUUUACCUUUUGUCUAUCCCCAAAAUAAAAGUACCUCGAAAGUAGUUUUUGAUAAAUCAGUUGUUGGUAUCAAAAAUUUGGCCAAUUUUUGAAGAUCAUUUUUGUGUCUUAAAUAUUUAUUAUUGUAAAUGUUUGUACAUGAAGGAUCACACCAUGACGCAAAGUAAUUCUGGCAGUUGUCGGACAUGCCAACCUGCAUCACAGAUAGACUUUUCUGUAGAAGAAUCACGAUGUAAAACUAAAACCAUCUGUACUGUAGUUUCCGUUAAAUCAAUUGGCCAAUUUGAAGUUCAUUCAUGUAUGUUAUAUUUUCAGCACAAUAAAUGUUUGUACAUUAAGAAUCAGCAUUGAAUAAAGAAAUGUUUUGUUCUUGAUGGA
This is a messenger RNA of Centropristis striata (black sea bass), 1453 nucleotides long. RefSeq names its product retinol dehydrogenase 7-like. The record is from RefSeq and is a predicted model, not a curated record. NCBI's taxonomy places the organism in Eukaryota, Metazoa, Chordata, Actinopteri, Perciformes, Serranidae. Gene Ontology annotation, molecular function: oxidoreductase activity. Bases 116 to 1120 code for a protein of 334 amino acids. The transcript has 5 exons.